Messenger RNA from Hippoglossus stenolepis (Pacific halibut), 10686 nucleotides. RefSeq names its product protein tyrosine phosphatase receptor type Sa (gene ptprsa). Gene Ontology annotation, molecular function: protein binding; protein tyrosine phosphatase activity. NCBI's taxonomy places the organism in Eukaryota, Metazoa, Chordata, Actinopteri, Pleuronectiformes, Pleuronectidae. Gene Ontology annotation, biological process: protein dephosphorylation. Bases 611 to 6451 code for a protein of 1946 amino acids. The record is from RefSeq and is a predicted model, not a curated record. The transcript is spliced from 39 exons.
GUUUCUCCAAGUGCGCACGGUGGCUGCUGUUGCUGCUGCUGAGGGAGCGACUCCUCCUGCCGAGAGCCCAGACGCGUCCUGAGCAACCUGCGCUCCUGGGGUGGAUUGGAUUUAAAACACACACACAAAAAAACCCAGAAAAACAAACAUUUAACCCGGCACAGGAGCCCGCGCACUGCUCCUCACUGGACCUGCCGCAGGGACGCACGCGUUUUGAGCACAAACCCGGGGAUGUAUUGCUUGUUUUAACCAUGAAGAUGUGAGGGUUUAUAAGCUGAGAAGAAAGAGAAAAAAGGAACUCCGAGGCUGACAAAAGGUGCAAGUGAGCGAGUAACAAGAAGAAAAGAAGAAGAAGAAGAAGAAGAAGAAGAAGAAGAAGAAGAAGAAGAAGAAGAAGAAGAAGAAGAAGAAGAGGCAGAAGCAGCCGCUGGAGCAGCUGAAGAUAUGAAGCUAAAGAGGUUUUGAAAACAACCCAGUGAGUGCCAAGCCGUCCUGCGUGAAGACCCCGACCUUCCCCGCGCAGUUGGGGCCUCGGCUCUCCGGCCAGGUCAAGGAUCAGUCCCAUUCCCACCCCUCCCUGCCCCCAACCCCCUCUCCUACUGGAGCCAAGAUGGCCACCGAUGGUGCCCCUCGCCUCUCCUUGCCACUCCUGCUGCCUGUCACCACUCUGCUGCUAUCACUGCUGCUCACCAGCGCCCACGCCUUAUCAUCACCAAGGUUCACGAAAGUUCCCGUCGACCAGAUUGGCGUCUCAGGGGGCGUGGUCUCCUUUGUUUGCCAGGCGACAGGCGACCCCAAGCCCCGGGUGAGCUGGAACAAGAAAGGCAAGAAGGUCAACUCCCAGCGCAUAGAGACCAUCGAGUUUGACGAGGCUGCCGGCGCCGUACUCAGAAUCCAGCCUCUGCGCGCGCCGCGAGAUGAGAACAUCUACGAAUGCGUAGCCGAGAACAGCGAGGGCGAGAUCACCGUCAAUGCCAAGCUGUCCAUCAUCCGAGAGGACCUGCUCCCACCUGGCUUCCCUAACAUCGACAUGGGCCCCCAGCUGAAAGUGGUGGAGCGCACUCGAACAGCCACCAUGCUGUGUGCUGCCAGUGGCAACCCCGACCCAGAAAUCACCUGGUACAAAGACUUCCUGCCCAUUGACCCCAGUGCAAGUAAUGGGCGAAUCAAGCAGCUACGCUCAGAAACAUUUGAGGGCACCCCGAUCCGAGGUGCCUUGCAGAUCGAGAACAGCGAGGAGACGGACCAGGGGAAGUACGAGUGCGUGGCGUCUAACGUGGAAGGCGUGCGCUACUCGUCCCCUGCUAACCUAUAUGUGCGAGAGCUUCGAGAAGUCCGGCGGGUGCCUCCUCGCUUCUCCAUUCCACCAACGAGUCAGGAAAUCAUGCCCGGAGGCAGUGUGAACAUAACGUGCGUUGCGGUGGGGUCGCCCAUGCCUUACGUCAAAUGGAUGCUGAACUCGGAGGAUUUGACACCAGAGGAUGAGAUGCCAGUGGGCAGGAACGUGCUCGAACUGAGCAGCGUUCGUGAGUCUGCCAACUACACCUGUGUAGCCAUGAGCAGCCUUGGCAUCAUUGAGGCUGUGGCGCAGAUCACCGUCAAAUCUCUCCCCAAGCCUCCAGGUACCCCUGUGGUUACUGAAACCACUGCCACCAGUGUGACCAUCACCUGGGACUCGGGCAAUCCAGACCCAGUGACUUACUACAUCAUCCAGUACAGGGCAAAGUCCCCAGACAGCAAGUAUGAGACAGUGGAUGAUAUCACCACUACACGUUACAGCAUUGGUGGCCUCUACCCCAACACGGAGUAUGAAAUCCGCGUCUCAGCCAUCAACACAAUCGGCCAGGGUCCUCCCAGUGAGCCAGUAGAAACCCGAACUGGAGAACAAGCCCCAGCUAGUCCCCCGCGGAACAUUCAGGCCCAGAUCAUUUCCCAAAACACCAUGAUGGUGCGCUGGGAAGAACCUGAAGAGCCCAAUGGGCAGAUCAAGGGAUACCGGGUUUAUUACACGAUGGACGACUCCCAGCCCAUGAGCCUCUGGCAGAUCCACAAUGUCCAGGACAGCAUCAUCACUACUAUCCAGAGCCUGGUUCCUCAAGAGACAUACACAAUCAAAGUUCUUGCAUUCACUUCUGUAGGCGAUGGACCCUUCUCAGAGCCCAUCCAUGUCAAAGUACUGCAAGGAGUUCCAGGUCAACCGUCGAAAUUCAUGGUUGGUGCUGUGUCUGACACCAGUAUUGAGCUGACCUGGGAACCUGCCUAUGACAAGGAGGGAAUUAUAAAUUAUGAACUUCGCUACUCAGAAGGCAGUUUUGGGACCCCGAUGAAGAAAACAUUUGGACCCACAUCUGCAUAUGUUGUGGAAGGGCUCCGCCCGCACACAGAUUACCAAUUCUCCCUGGCAGCCAUUUCAAACAAAGGCAUCGGAGCCUUCACAAAUGACAUAUCGCAGAAGACCCUGCAAGCCAAGCCCUCAGCCCCCCCUCAAGACAUUAAGUGCAGCAGCACCAGCUCCACCUCCCUGCUGGUAAGUUGGCACCCCCCGCCUUUGAAGAGUCAGAACGGUGUCCUGGCAGGGUAUAGGGUGCGCUACGAGGUGGUGGGCCCGUCAGAAGGCGGCAGCGACGACGACGAAGCCACAGAGGAGCCUGCCACCGAAGAGCAGGUGCUGCUGCAGCGACUGGAGAAGUGGACCCAGUACCACAUCACCGUGUCCGCCCUCACCGUGAUAGGGCCGGGCCCUGAGAGUGAGCCCCUGCUCUGCCGGACAGAUGAAGAUGUUCCGGGGUCUCCUCCAAGGCGUGUGGAGGUGGAGGUCCUCAACUCCACCGCACUUAAGGUGAUGUGGCGCUCCAUGACGCCAGGCAAGCAGCACGGUCAGAUCCGUGGUUACCAGGUUCACUACGUGCGAGUGGAAAAUGGCGAGUCAAGGGGCCUACCCCUCAUCAAGGACGUCAUGCUGGCCGAUGCCCAGUGGGAAACGGACGAUACAGCUGAAUAUGAAAUGGUCAUUGGAGGACUCAAGCCAGAGACCACUUACUCCAUCACGGUGGCAGCAUACACCACCAAAGGUGAUGGAGCCCGGAGCAAACCCAAACUGGUGGUGACCAAAGGGGCAGUGCCUGGUGCACCCUAUCUGUUUGUGGCUCAGGACUCGGAGACAUCAGCUGAUGUUCGCUGGAACCCUCCAGAUCUGACCAAUGGCAUGGAUCUGCAGGGUUACCGGCUCCAGUUUGGCCGCAAAGAUGUCUCUCCCUUGGCCACACUGGAAUUUGCUCCCCAGCAACGACAGUACUCUGUGGUCAACAUUCACCGGGGUGCCACUUAUCUCUUUAAAAUCUCUGCCAAGAGCAGGGGGGGCUUUGGGGAAGAGGCUGUUGCGGAACUCGGUAUGCCUGAGAAUUCGCCAGGCGGAUACCCUCAAAUUAAUGAGGGCUCCAAUGUGACAUGCUGCUCAGUGCAGCUGUCCUGGUCUCCACCAGUGCUGGCAGAGAGAAAUGGGGUAAUCACAGAGUAUACGUUGGCCUAUAAAGAGACUGGUGCCAAAGGAGCACCGCAGGAGCUGCACUUGGCCCCCAACCUGUCCAACUACGUGCUCAACAGCCUCAAACCAAACUCAGCGUACGAUGUGCAAAUUCGUGCACACACCAGUGUAGGUCCAGGGCCCUACAGCCCUCCUACCCAGUAUCGGACGGUGGCCUCUGAUCCAGCAGAUGUCCCAAAGAAUUUCACAGUCAAAUGGGCCACCAAGACCACAGUGGUUCUGGCAUGGAAGUUUUCUGAAAGCAGAUCUCCAUACAAAUGCACGAUUGAAUACAACCGUCAGAAGAUGGACGUGGAUGCCAGGCUGAUGAGAGUGCUCGUCACUGGACUAAGGCACAACACCACAUAUGAGUUCAGGGUGACCUGCCAAGAAAGCAUGGACGGUGGGCCGAGACACCGCGUGGUGGCCAGGACCGCGCCACUCAUUAUUGUCAAGAAACCCAAGAUGGACAUCUACGCUGAGCCUGAGAACCUACUCACUAUGUCCUUCCCACCGGUCGAUACCCAGGAUAUCAAGACCUUCUAUGUAGUGGUGGUGCCUCUUAAGAAGACGAUGGGAGCUGUAAAAAACCUGAAGAACCCUGAUGAAAUGGACAUGGAAGAGCUGUUGCGGGAGGUGACCCAUAAGCGUCGCUCCCGCCGUCAGCUGGCGCAGCUGGACCAGAGGAAGCCCUACAUCACGGCGUGCUUCAGGCAGCUGCCCUCCAGCUUCACAGUGGGAUCGGACCACCGCCAUAGCAGCUGUGAGAACAAGCCUCUUGAACCGGGCCAGGAGUACGUCUUCUUCCUGCUGGCUGAACUCAACACCACCGCUGGGAAAAUGUAUGCCACCAGCCCUUACACGGACACAGUGAUGACCCCUCAGGGGCCGGGGGACCCCCUGCCAGUUGAGACUGGUGAUGGACUCAUAUGGGUGGUGGGCCCAGUGCUGGCCGUGGUCUUCAUCAUCUGCAUCGUCAUCGCCAUUCUCCUUUACAAAAACAAACCUGACAGUCGCAAGAGAAAAGAGUCAGAGCCGCGCACAAAGUGUCUGCUGAACAACGCAGACAUCACCCCCCACCACCCUACAGACCCUGUGGAGAUGAGACGCAUCAAUUUCCAAACUCCAGAUUCUGGUCUGAGCAGUCCUCAGAGUGAAGCAGAUAUUGACUAUGAAAGUAUGAUGAAUCAUCCUCCCAUCCCCAUCUCAGAGCUGGCGGAACACACGGAGCUGCUCAAAGCCAACGACAACCUCAAGCUCUCGCAGGAAUAUGAGUCCAUCGAUCCAGGCCAGCAGUUCACCUGGGAGCACUCCAACCUGGAGGUGAACAAGCCCAAGAACCGCUACGCCAACGUCAUCGCCUACGACCACUCCCGGGUCAUCCUGGCUCCCAUUGACAGCAUCACAGGUAGCGACUACAUUAACGCCAACUACAUCGAUGGCUACAGGAAGCAGAACGCCUACAUCGCCACCCAGGGUCCUUUACCCGAGACGUUUGGGGACUUCUGGAGGAUGGUGUGGGAGCAGAGAGCGGCCACCGUGGUCAUGAUGACCAGGCUGGAGGAGAAGUCACGGAUAAAGUGUGACCAGUACUGGCCCAGUCGUGGCACAGAAACCUAUGGUAUGACCCAAGUCACCCUGCUGGACACGAUAGAACUGGCCACUUUCUGUGUCCGCACUUUCUCCUUGCACAAGAACGGCUCUAGUGAGAAGCGGGAGGUUCGUCAGUUCCAGUUCACGGCGUGGCCUGACCACGGCGUGCCAGAGUACCCGACCCCGUUCCUGGCCUUCCUCCGUAGAGUGAAGACCUGCAACCCGCCCGAUGCUGGACCCAUCAUAGCCCACUGCAGUGCGGGUGUCGGGCGGACGGGCUGCUUUAUCGUCAUCGAUGCCAUGCUCGAGCGUAUCAAGCACGAGAAGACGGUCGACAUUUACGGCCACGUGACGCUGAUGCGGUCUCAGCGGAACUACAUGGUGCAGACGGAGGACCAGUACAGCUUCAUUCACGAUGCACUGCUGGAGGCGGUGGCCUGCGGCAACACCGAGGUGGCUGCCCGGAGCCUCUACUCCUACAUCCAGAAGCUGGCGCAGGUGGAGAGCGGCGAGCAUGUCACCGGCAUGGAGCUGGAGUUCAAGCGUUUGGCCAACUCCAAAGCCCACACGUCGCGCUUCAUCAGUGCCAACCUUCCCUGCAACAAAUUCAAGAAUCGGCUGGUCAACAUCAUGCCCUACGAGACCACACGCGUCUGCCUGCAGCCAAUCAGAGGCCUGGAAGGAUCCGACUACAUCAACUCCAGUUUCAUUGAUGGAUACAGGCAACAGAAAGCCUACAUCGCCACACAGGGCCCUCUGGCCGAGACUACAGAAGACUUCUGGAGAAUGCUCUGGGAGAACAACUCUACCAUUGUAGUCAUGUUGACCAAACUGAGAGAGAUGGGACGGGAAAAGUGUCACCAAUAUUGGCCUGCUGAGCGCUCCGCCAGGUAUCAGUACUUCGUAGUGGAUCCCAUGGCCGAGUACAACAUGCCCCAGUACAUCCUACGAGAGUUCAAGGUCACAGACGCCAGGGAUGGCCAGUCCAGGACAGUAAGGCAGUUCCAGUUUACCGAUUGGCCAGAGCAAGGCGUCCCCAAAUCCGGGGAGGGCUUCAUUGAUUUCAUUGGCCAGGUUCAUAAAACAAAGGAGCAGUUUGGACAGGACGGACCAAUCUCUGUUCACUGCAGUGCUGGCGUGGGCAGGACUGGAGUCUUCAUCACCCUCAGCAUCGUACUGGAGAGAAUGCGCUACGAAGGCGUGGUCGAUAUCUUCCAGACAGUGAAGAUGCUCCGGACACAGAGGCCGGCCAUGGUCCAGACUGAGGAUGAGUACCAAUUCUGCUACCACGCAGCUCUGGAGUACUUAGGAAGCUUUGAUCACUAUGCAACGUAAAAAGCCAUCUCUCCCACCCCCCCCCCAGAAUCCUGUCGCCCCCACCCCCACCCCACAACAGUCUCCUGAGCCAUAGAAACUUUGAAAUUUAAAACGACGACCUGCAGAACGCAGCCGGUUCAGACACACCAAACAGGAUCCCAUUGUAGAUGACGCCCAACAAAGUUAGAUUAGAUUUUAAAUUCCAACCCGAUUAACUCUUCUCGAGGAAGCGAGGAAACAUUUGCCCAUCAUCAAGAGAGGAGAAUCCUCGUCAGGAGAGGAGAACGGACGCUGUGGCUCAAGCUGGUGGGGCGGGAAUCGAUCAAAGUGUCAGACUGCUUACCUUACCUCAAGUGUUUCAAUGUGGAGGACAUUGUAAACAUUCGUGGACAUUUUCUCUUCUCAAAAAUAUCUCCGUGAUACAACGGCAACAAGCUACAGGUGAUGAAGGAGAAGGCGACAGCGAAAAUCAGCGCGAGGCAGAUGGAUGUAGCCAAGACGGGGGGACUUUCUUGUUUUUUUGAUAUGACUGGGUGUGAAAGGGGUUCAAGUAUUUCUAUCAACACAUGUUGCGAGUGGUAUCCAGAGAAAUGACCAAAAUCGAGGUUUGCCCGUGUGAACACGAAUGGUUCUCCCCCAAACUCUGGUCACACAAACAUGAUGGGACGAAACAAAACAUCGAGAAGACGUAAAAAAGCACGAGAACGCCCCCAUGAGGCAUCAGCAAGAUCUUGAGUUUAACACUGUUCCACCAAUGAUCUGAGUAACACUCAACUAUCAUGUAUACAUCACGUGACGGCCUGUUCUCGAGGAGCCAUUGUCAGUAGUUGCCGGAAAGAAAGCGGCAACACACACACAGUAUCUUACGCUCAGUUAGUUUCUUGAAUUGUGAACUUGUGCAAAAUCAGUAUCUUAAGCCAGGUGGAGGCCUCAGUGACGUUGUACCACAAUGUAUUUACAGUGAAUAGGUGCCCCAGGAGAAUCCGGGAAGGGGUGGGGGGGGGAACCUUGCCUUUACAGGAAGCUGCGGCCGAACUGGGAGAAAUGGCAACCGUGUCCCAUGAUCUUUUACAAUCACUCCCUCUCUUUGGAACCAUUGCAUCAUGGAGCUUAGGUGUCCACACCCACCGUCGUGAGUGAGAGAUAAAUCUGGAAGCUUUGGAACGAACGGAACACCCAAACAAGGAUUGCCGAAUAAGGGUUCGGGGCUUUCUUUGUGUACAGUGACCAAUGCUCAUCAUCGUUUGGAACUUUUUCUUUUGUGUCUUUUAAAGGAAUUCUCUUUUUAUUUUGUAUCUUUUUUUUCUGUCAAACCAAACAUGCUGCUUAUAUUGUGUAUGCUGUACGUGUGACUCUUGAGGGAGAGGAAAGUGACAAACAAAAAAGAUGCCAGCUCUGCUCACCGCUCGCACCCCCGGGGCGGACGUGACGCGAAGAAGCCCAUCCACUCGACAUCCUGGUUCCACCGGACUUCUCCAAGACCUCCUUUUGUUUCCAGCCUCCUCUAUAAUCAUGUAUUUCAUUGUGUAAGACUCUCGAGAGCGGCAGAGGCCUGUUGCAGUUACAAAGCUUUACGUUCAUGUGAUUGAAGAAUUGGCCUUCUAGUUCCACUGUAUGUGUUUGGUGACAGUUGGAUAAACAAAAGUAGACGCUUUCUUUUUAUUUUUUAUUUUUUUCGUCCUCGUUUUAUAGACGAUGUCUCUGUGGGUGACGCGGAUCUCAACGGCCAUGAUGUGAUAAUGAAAUUCUUUGGUACUACAUACUUUACUUGCACAUCCCUAAGGAAAAACUAAACGAGAAGAAACUUGAAACAAAAUACCCCAAAAACAACUGCAGGUUGACGCACUAAUGUUAAUGUCUGACAGUUUAAAAGAAGCUUUUUGAAAUAACCAGGUUUUUAUUUUGAGAUCAGCGCUUUGGUGUGGACGAAGGUUUCCGGUGGUUGUGCACAAAGACCAGAGCAAAGGACAGAACUGUGUGUAAUCUUUUCUUAUUUCCAAAAAAGCCUUAUUGUUAUUGUAACAUUAUGGAACAUUAAUGUUGUAUUAUGACAACUUAUUUUACAUUACAUAGUUGACUUUUUAUUUUCUUUUUCUUUUUUGGGUUUAGUUUUUUAACAGAGAUGUUGUAUCACAUUUUUUAAAAUUAGCCGGAGAGGACGAGAUGCUUAUUUGUUCAUAUUACGUUAAAAGACAUUCUAUUUUUUCACUGUAGAAACAUAUAACAUGUCAGUGUGCGUAAGUGCGCAUAUAUGUAUGUAUUUCUAUAUACAUAAAUAAAUGCACACUCACAUACAUAUAUAUUUAAAAGCAGAAUAUAAAAGUAUAUCCAGACACUUAGUAUGAAUUCAAUUUUUUCUCCUCAUCAUCUUUUUUUAUACCAGCCAGUGCUCAUGUUUCAUGAUAUAAUGGGUUUUUAUUAUUUUAUUUUGUUUGUAACUUCAUUUGAUUUUUAUUCUUAAACCUUGUGUGUUUCUUUAGAAGAAGCAGAGGGUUGAUUAGAUCUGAUUCCUCUGCCUCCGCUCACCAAUGUUUAACUUCUGCCCGAUUCUGGAUUCUGUGCCGAUGAGGAGACGCCAUUUUUUUUAAACCUUGCUGAGAUUCUUUAUUGUCAUUAACUUGUAGGCAUUAGUAUUCUUUAGAUUUUCUUAUUUUAUUUUUGAGCAACUGUUGAUCAACUGGUCUAUAAAAUAUCUAAUCAAAAAUUUCAUAACUGACCUUUUUGACUGUACCUCGGACGACCGUGUACAGACUACGACCCUCACAGCUUUCAAGGGAAAAUCUAAUGAUCUUUCUCUUUUUUGCUUUAACGUUUAUUUUUUUCCGACAUAAUGUGGUCAUUCAUUUUGUUAGAUAAACACUAUGAUCUAGAAUAUACCUGUAAAUAAACAAAUAUAUAGAUUAUAUGUAUUUGUAUCAUUUGACCCUGAAGAUCUCAAACUUUAAAUGGGCCAAGAACUGCAAAGACUUUGAGUUUCUGCUCAUAUCUGACUUCCUGGUGUUUGUAAAGCCUGUUUUCUCUCCUCCUUUCUCCAGCCCUGCUCCCAAUAGUCUUUAAUUACCUCUCCCUUUUAUUUUUUUAACAUCAGCCUUUAAUUUCACCUCUUAAACUGGGAAACUUCACUCGCCUCAGUGAGGGCAGGAAAUCCGCUUCAGUGAUCUGCCGAGAGGUUCAGCCACUCCAUCUUCUGACCGCUUGAAUUGUUAAUCAAACGUCAAUUCAAGGGUCGGUUGCGUUUCUCAUCCGUAAAGUGGACAAGGACUUUUUUCUUGCCCUGGCAUUAGCUUGAGUUAAACCUCUCUGCAACCAGAGGGCUCCAAAAACUCUAGAAACUGGUUGUGUUUAUAUAAUUACACCUCCAAAGUCCUAAUUCCUACAAAAACAGGCGUAGACUCUUAAUUCCUCCACUGCUGUGAGAAGCAGUAGCACCCAAGGGUGUUUCUCAUUCCUUCAGUUUCCCACAAACCACCUCAAAAAGAUUCCCAGCUGUCCAAACUACCGAAUAUGACACGGUUUAAACCACGAAUAUACUAUUGGCAGGCGGAAGAGCGCAGCUCAGCUAAAGGCCAGAAACAGUUCAGUUGCAGUUGUAUAGAAUCAUCUGUGCUUUUUUCUUUUUCCGUUCCACCAUGUUUCGUUAUGGGAUGCAGAAAGAAAUCGGGGCUCAAGUGAAACACAAGCAGUGCGGUGCAACCAACGGAAGCCCAAGACAACCAAAAAAAAACACUUGCUGCAAAUCGUCAUUUUCAGCACAUCACUUCUGAACAGUGGGAAACUUGAUAUGUUUCACAACGAACUAAAAAUCUAAAACCAUCUGAGGACUUCUGGAACUCACUUCUGAAAAGACUGGUUAAAAAAGGGGGGGGUGGGUUGGCGGCACGGCAAAACCGAAACCCGAGGAAGUCUUUGGAAGCUUGUGCAAUGUGUAAACAAUUUUGACUUCAUGUAAAGAUGCUAGACUUUUGAAAACAGUUUUCCUGGAAUACGUCGCCGAAUAUUUGGGCGGGGGAGGGACUAACAAACAGAAAAAACAUCACUAACAAAAAAAACAAAAAAAUGACAUCAAAAAGAGUAGAACAUAAACAGAACAUACCGGCGACAGGAAAAAGAACCGGCAAAAAUAGUCUUUCCUUUGUAUGAGGGCCAAGUGCUAUCACUUUCAAACUGUUAAUUCUAACUGAAACAAUAAUUGGUUUAAAGCCACUGUGUAUGUAGAUAUGUUGACUUUGUAUUAAAGAAAUGUUGUCUGAAAA